UGCGGGAAAUGUUUGGUGGAGUUGUGUGGCGGACCAGUUAAGCUCUUACCGUCAUGAUAAGCUGGCCGUGUGGAUCCAUUGCCUGUAAAACGCGUUGCGUUGCGUCGCGCGUAACGGUGCGAAGAGAUAGGCGAGGAGAGAAGCGAAAUGUCGGACACGAUUAGUCAGGCUUUGGCCGAUCAUGGACUGUAUGCCGAGAUCAUUCCGAACACCUACCGCAUCCAGGACGUCUUUGGCAAUUCCAGGUCCUACUGUCCGAGGUGUAAACGUGUUUGGUCGUCUCAUAUCACCUGGAUCAAGUUUGACCUGCGCGGCCAGCGAGUCGUCAAGAACUGGAAGCAACGCUGCACAACUUGUGAUCAGGAUGUCAACCCGUACAUCACCAAGGAAGAGCUUUAUCGCAUGUCCUGCCUGGCCGUGAAGCGAGCUCAAGCCUUGAUGUCCGGUACAUGGCGACCGAUGGAUCAUACUCGACGCAGUCAGCCUCAUGACACCACAUCGUGUGAGAAAUGCCAGACGGGCAAGCAGCCUUGCUGGAUCGCCAAGCGCAAGCCGCAGCAAAUGCAGCCGGACCAAAUGCCGCCGGGUGUGUACGCUCCGCUGUGUCCGCCGGACGGGCCCUACCAGCCAACGUACUUUCACCCACAGCUCGCCGUGCAGACACCAGCGACACCACAGCCAGCAGCGGCAGCAGCAGCAGCCCCGGCAGGUUUGCAAGCCCAAGCAGUGUCGUACUACCAGCCGCAGUUCGUCGGCACAAUGUCGUGCACUCAGGUGGCACAGCCAGGAGCUAUCCAGGCCCAGCAAACGCAGCCGACGGCAGAUUUCAAUGGAUCUGCUGCGGGUAGUGUUGAGCAGCUCGACAGCACAUUGUCUAAGCUUAGCCUGCAGCAGGGCAAUCAAUCAACCAAUGCCCCGCGGCUGAUGCUAGCCAGGCCCUCCGCACAGGACAGGACACCGCACAUGAUCUCCGUGCAGAUUCCAGCUUACCAAGACGCGGGCGCUACUCACCAGCUCGCCAGCCAACAGGUAAAGUCCCAAACGGUAUCCUACUAUAUCCCGGCACCAGCCCAGGCAGCCAGCGCACAGCAGCAGCAACAACAACAACUACAACAACGACAACAACAACAACCAGUUAACCUCAAUCUUCAACAGCAUCACGAAUCGCAGAUUGAACAGACACAUGGACAAGAGCAACAGCAUCUAGUGCAGAAGCAGCCGCCGUAUCAGCAGCAAGCUCAACAGCCGCAGCCCCUGCUGCUGCAGCAGCAAGUGCAAGUGCAGCAAGCAGAGCAGCAGCAACUAGUGUUUGAGCAGGCAGAGUUUGCUGCUCAACAAUCGAGUCAACAGCAGCAGCAGCAGCAGCAACAACAACAGCAGCAGCAGCAACAACAACAGCAGCAGCAGCAGCUUCAGCAGCAACACAGAAUAUUUGCCACACAAGCGGCUAUCCAGUAUCAGCUGCAGAUGCAUCAGGGCCUGUGUAUACCAGUGCAGCAGUACCCAACACCGCCGGACACUGCAAACCAGUCGAUGGUCUCCGCUAGCGGCGAAAACUCCCCUCCUACAGCUGCUGCGGGCGCCGGCCCAGUUCACAUGCAAUAUCAAGCCAUACCAGUCUACCAGAGUGCUGGCAACAUAGCGGCCGGUGUCGCUCACUACAAUACCCCCACAGCAAUACAACACCAUCAAGGUCACACAGCCGCCGCCACACAAGCAGCAGCAGCGGCGCCAUACAUGCAGGCCAUGACCAGCACGCCCGUCGGAGCCUACCCGCAGUACAUCCAGUAUUCGCCGAUGACACCUGGCAUGCCGCAAACACUGGCUUACCCAGCUUAUCAGACGGUGGUGACUACACCAGACACGGUAAGCAACGCUGAACAAACACAGGCGUACAUUGAUGAAGGGCAAGACGAGGACAGUGGCUUGACCAGCGGCAUUGUCAUCGCCACCGACGACGACGACGGCGGCGAGACAGUCCGCAAGAACCAAACCCAGACCGCGCCGGCUGAGCUGGAUGCAGAUGACUCUGGCGUGCACGGGUUUUCCUCUCUUCUCUCGGACACCGCAGUGGAAAGCUAUUAGGACCAACACGAAUAGCAGAAGACACCUAUGACGUUCAACCAAAUGGUGCCAGAUGUUCCGGUUCCUGUCACGAAAAAAUAGAUCUAGUUUCAAUUGGUGAAAGAGAUUUACUGCUUCUUCAUCAUAGAUUUUAUCAUCUCGCUUGUUUUCGAGCUGAAAAGGACAUUUAUGUAACAUUUAUUCUCUAGAGCCAGCAUAUUUUUCUCCCCAGUCAAAACAAGGUACAUGUUAACCAAACGAAUAGAGAGAGAGAGAGAGAAAGAGAGAGAGAGAGGGAGAGAGAAAGCAAAGUAUUUUAUUAUUAUCUUCCUCGUUCUUCAUCACGUCCUGGAAGCGGCACCAUUGUUAUCCCACCGUGUUCCCAAUCCCCACAGCGUUAGCCCCGACAGGUGCAACGCAUUUUUUUAUUCCGACGUUCAACCUCUGCUGCGUUUGUUUUAGGCCUCUAUCAAGGCACUAGCGGCAUGUUACAUCCAAUUCCAUCUCUCCGAAAUCGAGAGAGAUAUCCUCCCCACCUUGAGCUCAUUCGUGGGUGCUAGCUUUUUUUAUUAUCUAGAGUAAAAAAUAAAAUAAAAAAUUCGA
Messenger RNA from Sycon ciliatum, 2667 nucleotides. RefSeq names its product putative mediator of RNA polymerase II transcription subunit 26. The transcript has 3 exons. The record is from RefSeq and is a predicted model, not a curated record. NCBI's taxonomy places the organism in Eukaryota, Metazoa, Porifera, Calcarea, Leucosolenida, Sycettidae. Bases 148 to 2085 code for a protein of 645 amino acids.